AUGCCAAUAAGGUAUCUCGCAUCUUUCAAGGAACUCUCAAAACUUUUUUUCUGAUGUCGAAAUGGCGGACAGAUGGAGAAGGCGUUGCAGUCUGGUCUCAACACUAGUGUGAUAAUUGUCUUCCAUAACGAGGCCUGGUCCACACUCCUUCGAACUGUCCAUUCCGUCCUCAAUCGAUCGCCGCCCCAACUUCUCCAGGAGGUUAUUCUCGUUGAUGAUUUUAGUGACCGUGACUACCUUGGUGAUAGUUUAACUACUUACGUGAAAGCCUUGGGUUCCCGGGUGCGCCUGAUACGCCUUCCCCAGCGAUCGGGUCUUAUUCGAGCUCGUUUGGCAGGUGCUAAAGAGGCUAGGGGUAGCACUCUUGCGUUUCUUGAUGCACACUGUGAAGCCACUGAAGGUUGGCUGGAACCUCUCAUCGCCCAUGUCGCCCAAAAUCCCCACUCUGUCGUCUGUCCUGCAAUUGAUGUGAUUUCUGACACGUCAUUUGAAUAUCUCCAGAGCACAGAAAGGACUUGGGGUGUAUUUAGUUGGGAUCUUCUUUUCGAUUGGGAUGUUAUAGCCCCACGGGAAGAGCUCAGACGCCAGGAUAAGCCAGCUAUGCCCAUUCGUACUCCCGCUAUGGCUGGCGGACUUUUCCUCAUACGUCGUGACUACUUUUACAAUCUUUUCUCCUUUAUUUAA
This is a messenger RNA of Rodentolepis nana, 684 nucleotides long. The record is from the annotation of a GenBank genome assembly. NCBI's taxonomy places the organism in Eukaryota, Metazoa, Platyhelminthes, Cestoda, Cyclophyllidea, Hymenolepididae.